This is a messenger RNA of Symbiodinium necroappetens, 1329 nucleotides long. NCBI's taxonomy places the organism in Eukaryota, Dinophyceae, Suessiales, Symbiodiniaceae. The record is from the annotation of a GenBank genome assembly.
AUGUCCUCGGUCUCCAACGACAUGAAAGGGCGAGGCUCUCAGAUGCUGGCCGGCAGCGUGCGGGUGCUUCUCUACGUGCGACUGCUGGUGUUUGUCUCCGCUGUCUUCGAUUUGGUCCAUUACACUUCCUGGGCCUACGAAGUCCUCGCCCGUCGGCUGGUCUCGGUUCUUGUAGUGUUGCUGCUUCGCUAUUGGGGCGGUGGCGUGCCAGCGGCAGCGAAAGAGCUGAAAGGCAUAGCCUCAGACUUUUCCCACAUCGCGAGGACUGCGUUGCUCUGUUACCACGCUUCUUGGUCCGAAGCUUUCAAGGAGGGCAUGAUCAGCGCAUGCCUUAUGUUCCGGUACACCAACUAUGGGCCCUUUGGCCAUAUUUUCGACUUGCUGGUGGUAGCUCCUGUGGCGGCGCCCCGGAGACUCUUCAAGCUUUUCGCCAGCAGAGCCAACUACUUUGAGCCUCCUCUCAGCGACUCGGAGUGGUACCACGUCGUAGGCAUCGAGGCUCCGAGAUGCUUGGUCUUGCUUGUGGCCGGUUUCGGAUUGGCGAUUUACUGCGAGAACUUGGUGCACCGCUACUUUGGACAUCGAGUCUUUUCAACCUCGCGCGCUUGGAACCUAGUGCUCGCAGCCAUUCCUUGCUACAUUGCCAUGCCGCCGCUUUUCUUCGCAAGCACACACCGGAGACACCACAAGUACUGCGAGGAGGAGGGAGAUCCACAUCCGGUCAAUCAGAAAGGCUUCCUCUAUGGUGCAAUGUUCUGGCUUGCCGACCGGGAGAAUUUUAAGAUCAGAGAGGAAUACAUCCCAGACUGGCUGGAGGAACGCCCCGAGCUGCUCGUCUUCGAGCUUUGGCAGGCUCAGAUCGCGAUGGGUGUGAGCUAUGUAUGUGUGGGGGUACUCAGCAUCUUCCUCGCCCCAGUGUGGUUCCCGGAAAACUUCUGGGAGUCUCCGUUCAUGGUUGCCUUCCUGACGGGGAAAACGCUUGGGACGGCCAUGGUGGCUGCUUUUACGGCUUUCGGGCAUACCUGUCCUUUCUGGCCUGCCUGUUUGCCUUUGAGGUGGCCUUUCGGGAGCAAGGGGGAUGAUCCACCAAAGGCCCAAGCAUCCCAAGAAGGCCUCGGCCCAUGCAUGUCCACACAUAGGUCCUGGUACUGGUGGAUGGCAGGGAGCGAAUCAGACCACGACCAGCACCAUGCAUGCCCCAUCUAUGCAGUCUAUGGCCCGUGGUACCACGACUGGUCUUACUGCACCUAUGCUGCCAUGGAGAAGUGUGGCUUGGUCUGGUCAGUAAAAACACCCUGGGCCAAGGGGUGGAAGCCUCAUAGUAGCUGA